AUGGAUCCCCCGACGACAGCCGGCACGGUAGCCCACGCCGCCACGCUCGCGGCAACGGCCGCCGCCUACCUCCGCGUCUUCGACCCGCUGGACGCCAAGGCCAUCCUGUCCAUCCUCGGUGACAGCUACAGGUACGAGUUCGCCCCGGCGUCCCUGGACCCGCCGCCGGCGCUCGACGCCCCGGGGUUCGACGCCCACCUCGCGCGGAUGCGGCGGGUGAUGCGCAGCUUCCCCGUGCGCGAGAUCAGGUCGUGGCCCAACCCGUCGCUGAACCAGGUCGUCGUCUGGGCGCGGUCCGAGGCCUUCUUCCACGACCGGAUCAUCGAGGGCGCCAGCGGUGGCCCCUCGGGGGGAGUGGACGGUCCGGAGCGAGUACAUGUGGGUGAUCACCAUGGACGGGACCGGCGAGAGGGUGGAGCACGUGCUCGAGUUCCUCGACAGCAAGACUACGGAGCAGCUGCGGGCCUUGAUCGCAAAGGCCUUCAAGAGGCUAGAGGUGCUGGAUGGGGAUGGCUCUCGGGAGGAGCCGGGGGGCUGGAACUUCAAGUAGUGGUUGCAGAUGGACAACCCACUGAAACUGUUGGCUCUCUGUCUCUUCCCUGA
Thyridium curvatum is the source of this 603-nucleotide messenger RNA. RefSeq lists its product as uncharacterized. The transcript has a single exon. Lineage: Eukaryota; Fungi; Ascomycota; Sordariomycetes; Thyridiales; Thyridiaceae. Bases 1 to 603 code for a protein of 200 amino acids. The record is from RefSeq and is a predicted model, not a curated record.